Asterias rubens (European starfish) is the source of this 8701-nucleotide messenger RNA. RefSeq names its product C3 and PZP-like alpha-2-macroglobulin domain-containing protein 8. The record is from RefSeq and is a predicted model, not a curated record. NCBI's taxonomy places the organism in Eukaryota, Metazoa, Echinodermata, Asteroidea, Forcipulatida, Asteriidae. The transcript has 40 exons. Bases 1053 to 7325 code for a protein of 2090 amino acids. Gene Ontology annotation, cellular component: extracellular region. Gene Ontology annotation, molecular function: endopeptidase inhibitor activity; protein binding.
GCCAUUCGUGUACAUUGAAGACAAAAAGUUGCUGUCCACGACUAUCAUAACACAGUCAGACACAGAAGCAUGCCCAAUUUCCAAAGAGGCAAUUGGCAAACUCUUUUAGCAAAGCAUGAUGGGUAUGCAGCAAUACACUGUUGAGCGGGUUUGUGUACACCACCGCAUAUGUAACGGGCUUUCAUACAUGCUCAGUUUGCAACAAGUGCAAUAGGGGACAAUAAGCCAUCCACAGUGUGUGUGAUCCCUUAUUGACAACAGCACCCCUGUUUAGUGCGGUGGUGAACGAAGCUCUUUCCGUCGAGGCUAUUAAAAUACAGUGUAUUUAAGCCCAAAUAAAAGGUGGAUUGUCGUACAAUCUCUGAUUUUUGACAACGCUACGCCGGACUUGGAAACAGAGAGGAAAUUUACCGUCAUCACACGGCCACUAAGAGGCAGUUUGGGUCAGUGCCUACAGCUUUUUGUCAUUGUUUUAAUGAACUCCAUGGCUGACGAUAUCGACAGCACUUCUUCCCAGACAUUCAGUGGACAGCAAACUAAAGGAACGCAACAUAACAAGAGCUUGUGCUGACAGUGGCAGUGUGCUAUCCAUGCCGGUACCUCACUGAAAAGUGAUUUGUGAUUUAUCUUCAGCAGCAGUGUGAAGUAACUCAUAUCCAAGUACAACGGUGAAGUCUGACGAACUGCUUUUAGGGAGCUAUUCCCGGACCGUCGACCACACAACAGCGAAGGCACGGUUGCCGGGGCUGAACUCGUCAUUUUACGGGGGACGCAAGACACUUCCACAAGGGGUCUCUUGGGUUGUCGCUCGGUACUACUUAGGGCAUGUUCCUGCACCCCUAGUUUGACCGAGAGAGGCCGCGAAAAUUGAACUUUAGAAUAUAGAGAGUCUUAUCAUCAACGCACGUCAGGUUUUUGUUGAAGCUCUGACAUUAUCUUUGGUAGUUUGCGUACGACUACAAUCGACGGAUGGUGUUGUGGACUUUCGUACCCUUCAUAUAACUUAUAAACUAUCUCAACACCGAGAGGGAAUUGUUUUUAACCUAACCACAAUGGAGUUAAAAGGAAUGAGACCCGGACAAUUAGCGUUGAUAUUUCUUGCCUGUGUUGUGUUGGAUUUUGUUUAUGCAAAUGAGGGUUACCUCGUCGCACACCCGGAGUUUUUCCGGCCCAGUAUGGCGGAACAAAUCAGUGUCACCAUCUUUGAACCCAGUGAGCCCAUGGCGGUUCGCGCCACAUUAGUCUUCAAAAACAAGACGGUGGCCUCGGACGAACGAGUCAUCAUGGGUAAAGGGAAGCUCACUCUUCAGGUACCCCGUGACGUAAGAGGGAAAGUAACACUUGAAGUUUGCGGUAACUGCGAGAGUGGUUCCACCGGCUACCACUUCAAAAACUCCACAGAAUUGGACGUCGUGGACAAGGGCACUUCGGUGUUUAUUCAAACAGAUAAGCCAGUAUAUAAACCAUCUCAACGAGUUUUAAUCAACUUUAUCCUGACUGGGCCAGAUCUCAGACCCAAGAAUGAACCGAUGCUGGCCUAUGUUGUAGAUCCUCAAGGUUCAAGAAUGAUACAGUGGAGGAAACUGCAACCGUUGUGUUGUGGUAUUAUCAACUCCAGCUUUCCACUGUCAGAUCAGCCAAUGCUUGGAGAGUGGUCUAUUUAUGCAGAAGUUCAAGGCCACACUUAUAAUAAAACAUUUGAGGUCAACAAAUAUGUUUUACCCAGAUUUGAGGUACUAAUUGACCCACCCAGCUACAUAGCAGAUGUAACCAAGUGUACAACAGCCGUAGUUAAAGCAAGAUACGUAUUUGGAAAGCCAGUGAGGGGGAAAGUUUCCAUCAAUAUGAACCUGCAUGGCCUCGGUUACUACAGCGAAUACAUUGGACAAAAUAACUACAUGUUCAUGGAUAUUGAUGGCAUUGCCAGAUUCAACAUCUGUAUAAGUGACCUGAUCACCUCACCUUUGGGCGACCAUUUCCGUGGUGUGGUACGCAUCGAGGCGAGUGUUACAAGUGAUGAUGGCAACGUCUUCGUGGCCUUGGACGAGUCUUGCCUCGUCAAGAAGCAGCUUAUCUCUCUGGAGUUCUCCAAAGACUCCAGGAAACACUACAAGCCUGGGCUUCCCUAUUAUGGAAAGGUUCUACUCUCCUACCCGGAUGGAAGUCCAGCAGACAACAUCACUGUGGAGAUCAAAGCUGAAGUUCGACAAGAUCCAGUGUUUACCCAGACCCUUGUCUCUAAGAUGGGUGUGGGAGACUUCAUCAUUCCAUCACUCCCACCAGUCUCUGGACACAUCUGGAUCAAUGCAAAGGUUAAAGCCAUUGACGGUGAAGAUGCUGCAGACACUUAUUUCUCAAGCUAUCUGUCUCUAGGAAGCUGGUACUCUCCAAGUAAAUGUCAUCUUCUACUUCAUACCCUUCAAGACAAUCUGAAGGUUGGAGACAACGCCAUUAUUGGGGUACACUCAACGUGUCCGUGUAACUUCACCAUGCAUUAUGAAGUGAUGGCAAGGGGUAAUAUAGUCACGUCUGGUCUGCACGAUGCCAUGCUCCGCAGCAGCAGCGGCCGUAAUGACGGAAGCCGAAGGAGACGUUUUAGUACUCACCAAAUCAUCGAUCGGUUCAUGGCAAAACAAGCGGAUAGUGAAACGGACAGCCAAAGUUGCCGAACCACCUUUCAGUUUGAGGUGACCCAUGCCAUGGCUCCACUGAGCCACCUGUUGGUCUUCUACGUCAGAGACAGUACUGAGGGUGUGGCUGACACUAUGGUCAUCCCUGUGGAGCCAAAGUUUGAAAAUGAGGUCCGAGUGGAGAUGUCCAAGAAUGAGACCCUGCCAGGCUCCAAGAUGAAAAUGAUGGUCAGCGCUAAACCAGGAUCCUGCAUCUGUGUGGCAUCUGUUGACCAGAGUGUCCAGUUACUGCGACCUGGUUAUCAAGUCACUUCAGAGAAAAUCUUUGCAGAGUUGGAAAAUUAUGACAUCACCAACACUGUAUCAGCAGAGACAGCCUGGUGGGGUGGAUCCUUCCGCCGGCGUAAACGCUCUCAGCUCUGGAUGCGCUCCAGAGACGCCAACUUUGCUUUUAGGGAGGCUGGCUUGAAAGUGAUGACUGAUGGUGUGCAGCUUAACUUCCACGAUAGUGACUCAGCAAUUCUGGAUGAUCAUGACUCUUGGGUUGAACUGAGUGCAAAGAGGGCCAGCUUACUGGAUCAAGAUUCCAGCCAUGAUCGCAACGCUAAGCGUAAACGAGCAUUCUUCCCCGAAACCUGGAUGUGGCAAUGCUUCAAUCUCAGCAGUUCGUCAAGAUCAGAAGAGCAGAUUAAUAUGAGAGUUCCAGACACCAUCACAACAUGGAUGACCGAUGUGAUUGCCAUGUCCUCCACUCACGGUCUGGGAGUGGCCAAGACGGUCCCUCUGACCACCUUCAAGAACUUCUUUGUUGAGUUCACGCUGCCGUACUCCGUCAUCAGAGGAGAGCAACUUAGGAUUCCGGUGACUGUCUACAACUACCUUGACAACUGUGUGCAGGUGGAUCUGAAUGUCCAUCUUCAGGAAGAUGUCCGCUUUCUGAUGCACACCGAACGCCACCAAUCCUUCAAACUCUGUCUGCAGGCGCAGGAUACACAAACAGUCUACCUCACUCUUGUGUUCAACGAGCUCGGCAGAAAGAAAAUCCAUGCUAGUGCAGAGGCCAUGAUUUCUCCAGACUGUUGUGUUGGACCAGUGGCUAACGAUGGCGUAGUUGGAACAGAUAAAAUCACCAAAAUCAUACUUGUUGAGCCUGAAGGUAUACCCAGGGGAUACGCCUACAGUGUCUUCUUCUGUCCAAAUGAGCGAACUCACAUCUCCACACCCAACCGUUACAGCUAUCAGUUUGUGGAGCGGGAGGAGGGCAUGGAGUUCUUCACCUUCAUGUGCAAGGCAAAGAACGACGCCCACAUUGCCUUGGCCGCGACUCAAGACUCUCACCAGCUUUAUGAGAUCGUCCUUGGGGGUUGGGAUAACACAAGGUCGUGGAUCGCUCGCACCAAGAUGGGUGACGCAUUAGUGACUGACUUAACUACUGGUAUUGUCAGCUGGGAUGAGUUUAGAGCUUUCUGGAUAAGUUGGACAGGAGGCAAUAUACAGGUUGGUCACGGUGAGGUACCGAGCAACGAGUCAGUCAUCAUGAGUUGGCAUGACGCCAACCCGAUGCCUAUCCAAUAUAUCGGCUUCACCACGGGGCUAGGAUCACUCGGAGAGUUUAGAAUCUGGAAGAAGAAAGGUAGCAAUGAGAUGUACAUCGAAGCAUUCAGACUGACACUGCCACUUAAUCACGUACCAGGAUCAGAAAGAGCAAAUGCUGUUGUAAUUGGCGAUGUGAUGGGACCAACCUUAAACAACCUUCACAAUCUGAUUCGACUGCCGUUUGGCUGCGGAGAGCAGAACAUGAUUCACUUUGCUCCCAUCGUGUACGUGAUGCACUACCUUCAGCACACCAACCAGUUGGAUAAAGAGACUGAGAUCGAAGCCAAUACAUUCCUUGUACAAGGAUAUCAGCGUCAGUUGACCUACAGACGGCACUCUGGCUCUUACAGCGCCUUCGGUGAGAGCGACACCUCAGGCAGCAUGUGGUUGACUGCCUUCGUCUUAAAAUCCUUCGCCCAGUCGCACCGCUUCAUCUACAUCGAUCCUAAGGAGCUUCAGAUGAGCAAGCAAUGGAUCAUCUCCCACCAACAGGAAGACGGGUCGUUCCCUCCGGUGGGACGAGUGCUCAACAAAGAUAUCCAGGGAGGUAUCCAGGGCAAUUCCCGCAUUCCCCUUACAGCCUACGUCCUAGUAGCUCUCAGGGAGGCAGGUGUCGAGACAGAUGAAGAGAAGAAGGCAGUCAGCACGGCUCAGAAGUUCCUUGAAGACAACGUCGGCGCUAUCGUAGAUCCCUACACAGCGGCGCUGACGGCGUAUGCCUUGACUCUGCAGAACAGUCAGUAUGCCUCUAUUGCCGUCAAGGUGCUGUCGUCCAAAGCUAUCAGAAGAGACAGCCUGACCUACUGGCGGCUGAGCGGUGAAGCCCUGGAAUCCCUGCCGUUCUUCUCUCACGUUGGAGACCUGGAGCAGACCGUCACAUCGGCCGAGGUCGAGAUGACCGCCUACGCUCUCUUGACUUAUACUGCCCUUGGGGAUAUCGCUUACUCUCUGCCAAUUGUUAAGUGGCUAACCCAACAGAGAAAUGCACAUGGUGGUUUCUCCUCAACACAGGAUACGUGUGUUGCUCUUCAGGCCCUUGCAGAGUAUGCAACUCUGGCCUACGUUGGACGGGUCAAUCUCAAUAUCUCUCUUGGCUACACAGACUCUGGUCUACUGGUAGAGGACUACUACCGUCUGAAUAAUGAUAACAGCAAGGUCUUACAAACAAACAAGAUUCCAGUAUUGACAGAGAAUUUGUUUCUUGGUGCAUCAGGAGAAGGAUGUGGUUUACUACAGAUCAACAUGGAAUACAACAUCCCAGAUCCCACAGGGAAACCAGCUUUUAAACUCAACGUGAAUAUGAUCGAGUCUGUGCCCAACCAGACACGCCGUCGCAAACGCUACGUCGACAGCACAACGACGGAGAACCUAGUGCCGUCUAGCGAUGAUUAUAUGGUCACUUUAGAGGUCUGUGCGAGAUGGUUGUAUGACGGCUCAUCCAACAUGGCCGUGAUUGAGGUGUCUCUGAUCACAGGAUUCACAGCUGAUAUUGAGAGCUUGGAUUUGCUUCUUCGAGACAAGUACACCAAGGUCAAACGCUACGAGAUCGAAGGUCGUAAGGUCAUCCUGUACUUUGAUGAGAUACCCAGCCAGUGUAUGACCUGCGUCAGUUUCGAUGCGUACCAAGACUUCUUGGUAGGGAAAACCCAUGCUGUCCCAGUCAAGGUGUAUGACUACUAUGAGCCUCACUUUGAAGCCUCCAAGUUCUACAAUGUGAGUUGGGAUAGUCCCCUAGCGAGGGAGCUGUGUGAGGAUGACCACUGUAAUCAAGUCCAUGAGACCCAAGAUAGUGACCACAGCGCUGCCGAUCAGCCCAUCGAGAACUACAACCCGGAAAAUUGUAACUCCAUCUUCGGGGACUGUCAAUCGUCGUUCGAUCUGAUCCAGUGCAAGUGUGAGCGUACCUGCGACACCUCCGGCCCCAAGGUGUGCGCCAGCAAUAACAUCACCUACCUCAGUUACUGUCACAUGGAGGUCGCCUCAUGUCAGUUGAAUGUAGACCUGGUGGCAAGACCGCUCACUGAAUGUCCAGUUAUAGAAAAGGCUACAAAGGCCCCUAUACCAGCAAGUUCUGGCUCGCCUUGGCGUAACCAUGGCAACACAGACAAAGGCACUAAAUCCUACGCAGAAGCGUCGGACAACGAUCAGAGCAACUACUCAUCGUACGGCGAUCAAGAGCCGAGUGCGAUAGGAGACGAUCCGACAUCGUUUAAUUACGACAGCCUGUACCAUCUGCCGAAGAGAUUCUUUCUAGACGGAGAGAAAGCAAAGGAGUGGGGGACUGAGGACACGGAAGUACCGGAGGUUGUGCAUAGACCAUUUGCUUGGUGGGAUGAGGACCCCACUCCCUCUCUUGAUAAGCCCCUCCCUGAGCCUCUCCCACAAGUGGGAGGCCUAGAGGUGACAAAAGGCGAGGAAGAGGUCCCAACUGCCAUGGAGCAUCCUCAAAUCAUGACGCAACAAGUCGAAGAGGUGCUUGACGGUGAGGCAGACAGGUUGACAAAAUCACAGAGCGAUGAAGGCACUGAUACUGUACUGUUAGAGAAAAACCUAGAUGGUACAGGUCUUGGAGUGCAGGAAGAAACUCCUUCUCAGUACCCUCGACAUGAAGAUGAAAGAGUUGAGAUCGACGAAGACGUGGAGAAGGUUCAAAAGGACGUAGAAGAGAUAGGAGAGCUAAAGGAAGAAUGGCUUGAAGAUGGUGGAUUCAGAGAUGAAGAACCUACAGAUGGAGACAACAGGGAAGCGGUUGAGCCUCCUUCAGAAACUGGAUACUUGACUCCCCAAGAAUUACCCAAGUACUACUCCCUGGAGACUGAGGGUGCCAGGGGAAGAGUUUCUCCACAGGAAAAUGUGCAAGAUGAUAUUGAUCAACCAACUCCCAAUGAGGAAACGCCAACACAGUGGAUGGCGGAAACGGACGUACUCCGUAGUCCCCGGGUUGUUGGGCUAGACACCAUGGUAAACGACGAAGCGGCAGUGCCUGCUGCCACCGUUGACGAGGCUGCGCAUAUUGAUGGUGAGACGACGCAUGAGCGAACAAAACACCACCACAAGGCAGCAACAGAGAGACGGCGAAGAGGGAUGAGAAAGGCUUAAGAAGAGGCUCAGGUACCAGCUUAUCAAUAAGAAGAAAUUUAAACAAAAUUGCUUAGCUCACUCUGUCGAGUGAUUUAUUUUGAUGGCCAGCAUUAAGGGUCAGUUUCGUCAUUUCACACAAGGGAAGCUUGAAAAUAUGGCACCAAGAUUUUUGUGCGCAUGCAAAUAAUGCUAAUCCCUGAAAAAGAGGAAAAAAGAGAUAGGUUCACACAAGGGAAGUUCACACGAGGGAAGCUUAUAAUAUACGUGUCACCAACUUUGUUUUGUGCAUUCAUAAAAUGCUUGCCCCUUCUGAUUUUCUGCUGCAAACUACAGGGAAAUAACUCUGUUUAUGAGACUGCAAAAAGGCUGACUAAAAUUGUAACUAUAAGCUACUUGUGGUAUGUGGGUUUCAGUGUCUUUUUAGGGCAUUACUCACUAAGUUAAAGCAUAGACGUGCCUUCUGCUACAUAUGGUCACAAACAAAUGAGCAAAAUUUUAUCAUUGUGGAGGACUUGAGCCAGUUUAAAUUUUUGUGAAAACUGUAGAUUGUUUUAAAAUGAUUAUAGAUCUAGGCUGUAUUGGGCUUGUUUGUCAGAGAGCAGUUAAAAAAAUAAUCGUGAAUUUGUUUUAAUAUUCAACUGUAUUAUUCAAACAGUUUGAAUAAUUUAUAAAUACAGCAUGCCAGGUUUUUAACAUUUAAGUAUACAUAAUAUAUAUACUUCUUUCUGUAUAUACAUAUCUAGAUAUAUUUUGUAAGUGAUUCUAGAACUUCCCCCCCUGUCCCCAUAAUGGACUGGUCCUAAGAGCGGGGCUAACUAUUUGGAUAUCUUCCUAAAGACCCAAUCGGUGUUCCUAUUGGACUUUUUUUAAUUAUAGUACUGCAACCUUUCUAAGAAUGACAAACUUAAAUCCAGUGGGGACGGAUGGUAAACGGACCUACCUGUCAACUUCUUGCGACCCUGAUGUUAAACCAACAUGGACAACUUCCGCGCAGCCACGGAAGCUAAGUAGGGCUGCUAAACUGUCCAAUGGGAAAAACUCUGUGCUGUUAACCCACCACGACCACGCAGUAAAAUGCUAUGCAAACUUCAGAGGAAUACAGUCCAGGUGGAAACGCACGGUAGAGUUACACCAAAGCCAGUCACGGUAUUGCAUGGCAGCAGAAGAAAAAGUCUGAUGGGAACAUGGCUUGAAUUACUUCAAGUAAACUGAGACUGUUUAAUCUCCUUUUACAAUUCAAUUAUAAAAAGACUGAAAAAAACACACUAAAAAAACUCUUUGUUCACAUCUAGGAGAAACUCAUGAUAACAAUUUGUUUUUCGCAUAUUUUAUGUACAAAUGUAUCAAAAUUUGACCAUGAUGUACAGUAACUAAGAAAGGGUUUUCCUAUCAAU